Molecule: messenger RNA, 1290 nt
Organism: Eruca vesicaria subsp. sativa (arugula)
Lineage: Eukaryota; Viridiplantae; Streptophyta; Magnoliopsida; Brassicales; Brassicaceae
Source: the annotation of a GenBank genome assembly
AACUUUAGCUUUCAUUCGAUCUCUCUGCAUCGUGAAGCUAAAGAGAUCUCUAAUAAUCUGAGAAGCAGCAAUGGAGUUUCUAUUAACAGUUGCGGAGCUCGGCCUCACGCUGCUGGUGAUCGUCUUCUCCGUCGUCGUUUUGGAAGCUUGGAGAAGGAGACACAGUAACGUUUCUGUCGAGAGCGAGACUACUACACUGGAGGAUCCGACAUCCUUAAAACAGGUUCCUUGCCCUCACAUCUCCGACCCUGCGGAGAAGUAUUUGUCUUUAAUUGUUCCGGCGUUUAAUGAAGAGCAGAGGCUACCUGCAGCUCUACAGGAAACAAUGGAUUACCUUCAAGGUCGUGCUUCACGGGAUAAGAGUUUUUCUUAUGAGGUGGUAAUUGUUGAUGAUGGAAGUGUUGAUGGAACAAAAAGAGUAGCUUUUGAUUUCGUUAGAAAGUACACACUUGACAAGAUAAGGGUUAUACCACUGGGGAAGAAUCAAGGGAAAGGAGAAGCUAUAAGAAAAGGAAUGAUGCAUUCUCGCGGUGAGCUACUUCUCAUGUUGGAUGCUGAUGGAGCAACUAGAGUAACUGACCUAGAAAAACUUGAAAAUCAGAUCCUUGCAGUAGCUAGAGAAGAAAAUUCAAUCAGAGAUCCAACAUCAAAGCAUGUUGAUUUUAGGAUAGGUGAUGUGCAAGUAUCUGCAUUUGGUUCACGUGCUCAUCUUGAGGAGAAAGCUAUUGCUACAAGGAAAUGGUACCGCAACUUCUUGAUGAAGGGUUUCCAUCUUGUGGUUCUGUUGGCUGCUGGCUCUGGACUUCGAGAUACACAGUGUGGCUUCAAGAUGUUUACUAGAGCAGCUGCUAGAAGACUUUUCACAAACAUCCAUCUGAAAAGGUGGUGCUUUGAUGUUGAGUUGGUGUUCCUAUGCAAGCGUUUUAACAUUCCAAUGCUUGAGAUCUCUGUGAAGUGGUCUGAGAUUCCAGGGUCUAAAGUGAGUAUGUUGAGCAUUCCCAACAUGCUUUGGGAGCUUGCUUUAAUGUCUGUGGGAUACAGAACUGGCAUGUGGAAGAUCCAUCAAGCAUGAGACAGACACAGACGUAUAAAUAGAGAAUUUUCAUCGGUUUUUUUAGGUUUGAUGUCUCUAAUCAAAAGAAAGGAAAAGUAAGAGGCUAUAGAAAGUUGGUUGGGUCUUUCCUUUCUUUCAGUAGAUGUAAUAACAAUAAACUGGUUAACAAGAUUAUAGAAACAAUGUGAUGAAAACUACUACAGCUGUAGCUUUUUUAGUAAUAACUUUUAAUCAUC